Macadamia integrifolia is the source of this 1024-nucleotide messenger RNA. RefSeq names its product RNA-binding protein Y14. The transcript has 4 exons. Bases 147 to 749 code for a protein of 200 amino acids. The record is from RefSeq and is a predicted model, not a curated record. Gene Ontology annotation, molecular function: mRNA binding. Gene Ontology annotation, cellular component: exon-exon junction complex; nucleus; cytoplasm. Lineage: Eukaryota; Viridiplantae; Streptophyta; Magnoliopsida; Proteales; Proteaceae. Gene Ontology annotation, biological process: RNA splicing.
UCCAAGGCGGUCAGACUAUUGGGCAGAGGGAGAGAGACGCAGACCAGAGAAAACGCUGGUUUUUAUCGUCUCAGCUCUCAGCCUUACCACCUUGCAGGGAAGACGGUAAAAGAAAACCUUAACGCUUAGCCUAGAGGAAGGAGAAGAUGGCGAACGCAGAUGUGGAAGCCGUGGAUUUCGAGCCAGAGGACGAUGAUCUCAUGGAUGAAGACGGAGCCAUCGAAGUCGAAGCGUCCCCUCGAGCUCCUCCCCCUAAACUGAAGUCUGCCAUCACUGGUGGCUCUUCCGCAUCCUUGUCCGCACCUAAGAAGACCAAGGGCAGAGGCUUCCGAGAAGAAGCUGAAGCAGAACGUAACAAUCGCUUUGCUUCUAAAGAUUUCGAUUCUUUGGACUCCAAUGGCGGCCCUGGUCCACAACGAUCUAUUGAGGGGUGGAUUAUUUUGGUAACUGGUGUACACGAGGAAGCGCAGGAAGAUGAUCUCCAAAAUUCUUUUGGUGAAUUUGGGGAAAUUAAAAAUUUGCAUCUGAAUCUUGAUCGUCGAACUGGAUUUGUCAAGGGCUACGCAUUGAUUGAAUACGAGAAUUUUGAAGAAGCACAGGCUGCAAUAUCUGAAAUGAAUGGUGCUGAGCUCCUUACCCAGACCAUCUCAGUUGAUUGGGCUUUCAGCAAUGGACCUUCCAAAAGAAGAAGCAUGAGGAGGAGGUCACCACGUGGGCACCGUUCAAGGAGUCCUAGGAGGAGAUACUGAUGUUACCUGUUUUUGGAAGUGUGUUGUCAUCUUGGGAUAUUAAUCCAUACUUAGUUUUGUUGCUAGAAUAUUUGUUGAUGCGGAUGGUUGAUUCAUGCUUGAGAGAUUUCUCUUUCUUUUUCCCUCAACUGUUUUGUGGAUCUGUUUUGGUUUCCUCUAUGCCAUAACCUUUUCUGUUCUUCCCUGGAUUGUGUGGCAUUCACCACAAAAGAAAAGUAUGGUACUAGUUUAUGUAAAAAACUAUGAUCAGUAUUAUGUUGAGUUACUUUGGACAA